Chlorocebus sabaeus (green monkey) is the source of this 2476-nucleotide messenger RNA. NCBI's taxonomy places the organism in Eukaryota, Metazoa, Chordata, Mammalia, Primates, Cercopithecidae. The record is from RefSeq and is a predicted model, not a curated record.
GGCAGCAGCGGGCCCCUUGGGGCGGACCCCUCACCCACCCAGGGCUGGGGAUUGGUGCUGGGCCUUCUCCGGGCAGUGCGGGCCCCAGCCCCCUGCCCGGUAUGGAUGGACGCCAGGCCCUGGCGGCUCCAGAACCCAUCGUGGGGUGAGAUGGGAUUACGACACCAAGCCCAUACCACGGGCUGUGCUGAGGCCAGCAGCGCUGAGGGGCGGAGUGGCAGGACCCUGUCCAGGCUCAGCUGUGGCCCACUGGCUCUGCAUUUCCUGCCUGAAACCCACCCUGUAGCCUCCUGAAGCUCACCCGCCCAAUGGGGAGGGAACAGGCUGGGCUGCCACCGCACACACGUGUGCCUGGGGUCAGAAUGUCACAGUCAGUGGACACAGGUGCAGGCAAGCCUGAGUCCGGCUGCUCUGCGUCCACCUCCCGCUCCCCAGGCCGGCGAACAGUCCUGCUGUCCCCCCCAUGUCCACACCAGAACCCUCCAUUCCCCAUCCAAACCAUCGCCUCCUCUCUCGGAGACACCCUCCCCACCCCUCCACAACCUGCCCUGUGGGUCCUGGGGCUGGCGGAAGUCUCAGGAAGAGGCCUCCUACGUCUCUGCCAAGCCUUGUGGGUGCUGGGACCCCAAGUCUGCCGGGGGAGCAGCGUUCAGACACCAGCCCAGCCCAUCCGCUUGGCCUUGGAACAGAAUCUGAGAGGGGUCCACUGGAUGGGGCCCAAGCUACAACUUCACCCACCUGGAUGGGUACCUGGACCUUCUCAGGGAGAACCAGCUCCUCCCAGGGUUUGAGCUGAUGGGCAGCGCCUCGGGCCACUUCACCGACUUUGAGGACAAGCAGCAGGUGUUUGAGUGGAAGGACUUGGUCUCCAGCCUGGCCAGGAGAUACAUCGGUAGGUACGGACUGGCGCAUGUUUCCAAAUGGAACUUCGAGACGUGGAACGAGCCGGACCACCACGACUUUGACAACGUCUCCAUGACCAUGCAAGGCUUCCUGAACUACUACGAUGCCUGCUCGGAGGGUCUGCGCGCGGCCAGCCCGACCCUGCGGCUGGGAGGCCCUGGCGACUCCUUCCACACCCCACCGCGAUCCCCGCUGAGCUGGGGCCUCCUGCGCCACUGCCACGACGGUACCAACUUCUUCACCGGGGAGGUGGGCGUGCGGCUGGACUACAUCUCCCUCCACAGGAAGGGUGCGCGCAGCUCCAUCUCCAUCCUGGAGCAGGAGAAGGCCGUCGCGCAGCAGAUCCGGCAGCUCUUCCCCAAGUUUGCGGACACCCCCAUUUACAACGACGAGGCGGACCCGCUGGUGGGCUGGUCCCUGCCCCAGCCGUGGAGGGCUGACGUGACCUAUGCGGCCAUGGUGGUGAAGGUCAUCGCCCAGCAUCAGAACCUGCUACUGGCCAACACCAGUUCCACCAUCCCCUACGCGCUCCUGAGCAACGACAAUGCCUUCCUGAGCUACCACCCGCACCCCUUCGCGCAGCGCACGCUCACCGCGCGCUUCCAGGUCAACAACACCCGCCCGCCGCACGUGCAGCUGGUUCGCAAGCCGGUGCUCACAGCCAUGGGGCUGCUGGCGCUGCUGGACGAGGAGCAGCUCUGGGCCGAGGUGUCUCGGGCCGGGACGGUCCUGGACAGCAACCACACGGUGGGCGUCCUGGCCAGCGUCCACCGCCCCGAGGGCCCAGCCGACGCCUGGCGUGCCGCCGUGCUGAUCUACGCGAGCGACGACACCCGCGCCCACCCCAACCGCAGCGUCGCGGUGACGCUGCAGCUGCGCGGGGUGCCCCCCGGCCCGGGCCUGGUCUACGUCACGCGCUACCUGGACAACCGGCUCUGCAGCCCCGACGGCGAGUGGCGGCGCCUGGGCCGGCCUGUCUUCCCCUCUGCUGAGCAGUUCCGGCGCAUGCGCGCGGCCGAGGACCCGGUGGCCGCGAUGCCGCGCCCCUUCCCCGCCAGCGGCCGCCUGACCCUGCGCCCCGCGCUGCGGCUGCCGUCGCUUCUGCUGGUGCACGUGUGCGCGCGCCCUGAGAAGCCGCCCGGCCAGGUCACGCGGCUCCGUGCCCUGCCCUUGACCCAAGGGCAGCUGGUUCUGGUCUGGUCGGAUGAACACGUGGGCUCCAAGUGCCUGUGGACAUACGAGAUCCAGUUCUCUCAGGAUGGUAAGGUGUACACCCCAGUCAGCAGGAAGCCAUCGACCUUCAAUCUCUUUGUGUUCAGCCCAGAUACAGGUGCUGUCUCCGGCUCCUAUCGAGUUCGAGCCCUGGACUACUGGGCCCGACCAGGCCCCUUCUCCAACCCUGUGCCAUAUCUGGAGGUCCCUGUGCCAAGAGGGCCCCCACCCCCUGGAAAUCCAUGAGCCUGUGCUGACCCCACUGGGCUGCACCUCCACUGGCAGUCAGCGAGCUGGGGUUGCACCGCGCCCACGCUGCCCUCCCAUCACCCCUUUUGCAAUAUAUUUUUAUAUUUUAUUA